Messenger RNA from Spodoptera litura, 1752 nucleotides. RefSeq lists its product as uncharacterized. Lineage: Eukaryota; Metazoa; Arthropoda; Insecta; Lepidoptera; Noctuidae. The record is from RefSeq and is a predicted model, not a curated record.
GCGGCAUGCGUAGGGGAAUAAACGUGUGUGCUUGCAGAUUCCAAUACGAAAUUGAUAGCAAAUUAAUUGUAACAAAAAUAUAGAUUUUAUCAAUGAAAAUGUGAGUUUUUUGUGAAGCACUUGUUAAUGCUUAUGGUCUUUCAACGGAUAUUCAUUGUAUAAGAUCUUCCAUGACCAUGGAGUGAAGAAAACAUGACGAUACUUUUGUACGACUACUACGAUUUGGAGGAGAAGUCUUCCAGUCAACUUAAUGUGUGGAAAGCAUGGCACAUAAUACUGUACGUUUGUGCAGCCGUCUUCGGCAUCACCAACUAUGUGUUCCUACAGAACACGAUGCAGUUGGUGGACGACAACUGCGUGUUAUUCCCGCGCAAACUGGAGUUCCACACGGUAGAACUGAAAGCUCAAAAUUUAAGUGAAAUACAUGACUUUAAGAAUGUAACUUACGAUGCUCAAGGUAACACGACCGUCCUCAACUCUGAUGAUAAUGGAAAAGUAAAAAGAGAAACAAAUGAUAAUGAAACUACAACUGAAGUUCCAACAUUGGAUGGCGAGACUUUCCUCACCGAAAAUAAAACGCAUCGCCUAGCGUUGGAUACGACGAGGACUUUGUUUGAAUCUAAUGGAGACUGUCAGUUUGCGGAGUUCAUGCCCUUGAUGUCCAUGAUAUUCGCUGCAGUGUGGAUCACUAUGUUCACCAUGUGUCCGAGGGGAGGACGAGCCAGGACUGGGCUCCAGCAACCAUGGAGGAUCCUCACUCCAGCGCUUCUGUUCGCGCUGGUGAUGGUAGGAGUUACUGGCCACAGUUUCGCUUUAACCAACAGAGGUAUGCACGCCUUUUGUGCAGCAUUCUACGAAGUCACUAAUUCUACUACUUGCUCAUCAGUAGAUCCAUUCUUGGAACUGGGGUGGAACUCUACGUGGGGGUUCGGUGCGCGGGUGGCAGCUACCCGAGGGGCAUGCGCAGGAGUGCUGGCCAGCUGGGCCUGCGCCGCUGCACUCCUCCUGGCACGGUGUCUUACUGCACAAGACUUUGUGUUACGACGCACUGAUGUCUACCUCGCUAAAGACCCACAGCAGAAAGUCAUCCCCCACCUAUUGAAGACUCAGAAAUAUCAUCAACGGUCUAACCAGAGCUCGCCGAGUAAACGUGACAACGCAUCGGUUCGGUCUGAGCCGACGGUGACCACGGAACUGGUGACAGCCUCCGUGGAGCAGGGCCAGGACACCGCCCCUACCUCACUCACAGUCACACCAGUCAGAUCACCACGCACCACCGAAGAAAUCGAGAUGACAUAUACGCCACAAGAACGCGCACACAAUCAAUAGAUUUACUUUGUGAUAGCACUGAGGCGGAAUAAAAAUGUUGAGAACUCAUACAAGCUGAAAAGCUACAGUGGCGCCAUUUUUGUUUAGGUAAAUUGCAUUUCAUCUCGUAGGUGGUACCAUAUUUUAUGUACAAUCUUUAUGCCUUUUAACUUACCUAUCUUUACUCCUUAUUACUGAUUUGCUUGAUAAUCUGCAACCCGCGACUGAUGUAGCACGGCUAAGUGUUCGACCAUUAGCUGCCGCCAUUGCUAAAUCAAGGUGAAUAUGACAAAUGUUUAGGUGCUUUUAAAUAGGUAUAUAAAAUUGUAUUUUAUAAUAUAAAAAACGAGCUAUAUACAGCUUCCUUUUGACAAACUUGACUUUAUAAAUAUUAUAAUUAUUAUGUGUAAGCUUAAGUACAAUUAAACGUAGAUUUACUGAAAA